AUUUUCUAGUACAAAAGCAGCUGCUGAUUAUUACAAAAUUACCUUGAAAAGAUCAACAAUUGGUCUUUCAAAAGAUGUUCGUGAUGCCACAAAGACACUUGGAUUAUUUCGUCUUCACCAAACUUCAUAUAAACCUGUCAACUCAUGCAAUGCAGGUCUCAUUCUCAAGUUGAAAGAAAUUGUCAAAGUUGAGUUGAUUGAUCAUAUUCCUACUAAAGAAGAAUUAUCAGCAAACAAGCCCUCAAGAGGCUACACAGUUGUCGGCAGCAAAUUUUAAUAUUUAUAUAUACAAUAUAUUUAUAAUGUACACAUGUAGAGAAAAAGCUUCAAAAUAAACGUACAAAUGUAUAUCAUUACCCCCUUUCUUUUCUUUUUUUUCUUAAACAACUCUUCAUCACAUUACUCGACAAAAAAGGGGGGCGUCUGGUCCACUUUUUUUUUUCACCUGUCACAUAAAGCGCAUACAUACACACACAGAAAAAAGAUCUCUAUUUAUUUUUAUGAAGGAUCUAAUAGAUUCUCUUGUGACAAACUUGACUGGAUUAAAGGAGGAUCAUCCCAAUUGGACAAGAGUUGUAGAAAAAGUGAGGCAUGACUUAAAGUACUUGAAGUGUACGAGCACAAGCGAGAGAGAGGUCGAUGAUAGCUUCAAAGGACUGGCAGAUAAAUUCAUUGUAAAAGGCAGACACGAACUAGCUGAAGCACUACUGAUGUAUAAAUCAGAGUUCCUGAGCGACUCAUUACCUAUAGGUUCACCUGAGAGCAAUCAGCAAAAGAUUUUAAAGUAUGAUAUGCUUAAACUCUUACUAUGCCUAUCGUCAUCGACACACCAUAUAUCCUAUACACCUAAACCCUCUCAGAUAACACGGAGUCCUCAAUUAACAUGGGAGAAUAUUAUUGAUGAAGAACCUUUGGAAGGAGAUCAUUGGAAAAGCUGGGCUGACCAAGAUACUUCAACAGAGGAACUCAGUGAUAAAGAUGCAUUUGAAGUGGAUGAUAGAAUAUCAAAGCCAAAGGAUUUUACUGUCAUGGACAAUGAACAAGAGCCGGAUUAUUUUGAAAGGAUAGAGCUUGAUCAUAGAGAGAAUCCAGAAGCGCUACAUCAUUUAGUCUCACAGCAGUACUGGCGACCUGACUUUUUGGUUUUAAAAGGUAAAAACGAUAAAAAUGCUCGAUUAUUACUAACAUCAAUAGAUUACCCAACCGAGUCCUCUUUAUUACAAAACCCGUGUAAACUAAGCGACAAACUGAUUCAUUCAAUAUAUACUGAUCGAGAUACGAGGUCUCUGAAAGUCAUAAAUGAAUUGGACGUCAUAAGAGAAGUAUUGUUCUUGUUAAACGGUCGAGAGGGGAUUAUAUUUGAAUAUAAUGACCACCAGCAAAGGUUUUUGCUAAAGGAUAAUUAUCUCGUUCAGCACUUGAGCCAAGGCGCCCUUAUAUCUGUACUGAAAGAGUUUUUUUCCUUUGGAAACAUUAUUUUGAAUUUGAGACGAAUGGUCAUGCAUAUUUUAUCAGAAUCACAAUACGGACAGACAGCACAGGCUUUUGCAGAAGUUGUCUAUGAAUCAUUACUGGCAUUCGAGGGCCUGCUCUCAAAUCUAGAGAGAGAUACGAGUCUGACAACGAAUGAAACAUCCAAAGUGGUAUCGCUGUUAAAACUAAGAAAUGAAAUACAAAAUCACCUACGAUGCUUUCAAGAAUUACAUGAUAUCGCAGCCAAGAUACUCUUUGUAAACAACAGUCCAAUGUUAAUAGCUUACUAUCUGAUAUCAACAUUAUACGAGCACACCUUGCUUAAUCAGCUCUCUGGACAGAAUACCGUAUAUGAUGCCCUCUUAUACGUCUUACAGCGGAUCAUUGUGCCUUUUGGACGGCUCAUGGAUGACUGGAUGUUUUAUGGCUCUUUGAAAGGCGAUACUUAUAAAGAGUUUUAUAUUGCAAGAAACGAAAAGAUACAUAUAAGCAGUGCAAAUGUUUGGAAGGAAGGGUUCUCUAUCAUACCAUUACCACAAGAAAGUGCCCGCUUUCCUUGUCCAUUAUUUGAGAAAAGAAACAUGGAGCGUAUCUAUUUCACUGGCAAGGCUGUAAACGUAUUACUGCAGGCCGAAAAAAUACAAAAACAACAAUUGUACCGAAACUAUGACUUUAGUUUAUUCUCCAGAGUACUACAGAAUUUUUUACCUAAAAAACAGCCCUUCAUAUCUCCAAUAGACAACUCUUUUCAGGGAUCAACACCGAAAAGAACAGAUGUACUAGCACAAAACUUAUUCCCCAUGAUAGAGGCAACCAGAAAACUGAGUAGCAAUACUCUGUUUGCAGAUCAUCAGGAUCAAAUAUCAAAUGACGCAGGAUGUCUAUUUGAUCAAAAUUUUAUUCAAUGCGUCGAAAAGUAUAUAGAACAACCAUAUGCUAGUACCGCUGAAAGAUUGAAUAGUGUACUACAUAAGCAUUGUUGUCUGCAAUCUCAGUUGGACUCACUAGCCACUGUCUAUCUGAUGCUUGAAAAUGAUCUAAUGCAUUCAUUCUGUGAGAUAAUAUUUACACAGAUGGACAAGAAUGAGUACUGGUUCGACCAGCGCAUAUUAAACAGCGUUUUUAUUGAAGCUUGCAAAUCAAGUGGGUAUGAUGAGACGGUAUAUAUUGAAACAAGAAAGAUAAAAGCAUCCACCGAAAUCAAUACGAUGGCAUCCAUGCUUGAAUUAAUCGACUUCAAAAUACAAAUAUCAUGGCCAUUAAACAACUUUAUCCUUGAAGGUAGUCUAGUUCAGUACUCUAAAGUUACUCAAUUCCUAUUUCGAAUAAGGCGUGCAAAGUAUGUACUUGAAAAGAAAACGUUCUUCAAAGGUGAAGCUAAGAACGACAAGAACGAUGUGAAUGCAAAGUUACUUUAUGCUCUUCGAAUGAAGAUGCUCUGGUUUGUAAACACCUUUUGGCAUUAUAUCACGACAACAGUUCUUUAUGUCGAGACGAUAGCACUCUACAAAAACCUCUCUAGCUCGACAGAUGCAGAUGAAAUAACAACCUUUCACUCUACAUAUAUGGAUCGUAUUGUUAAGAGAUGUAUGCUAGAUGACAAGUCAAUAGCUAUCAAAAGAGCAGCUACUAAAGUAUUUAACCUGACAGAGAACCUAUCAGACCUAUUUUUCAGAUACGCCCAAUUAGAACACUCAAACAGAAGAACGAGUAGAGAAGAUACCCAGGAUAGUCUCAGGUUCGAAAUUUAUGCUUUGGAGAAAGAGUUCAACCACACCUAUGAAUCUGUAAUUGUUGACUUGAAGACGCUAAGUAAGGAAGAAGGAAUGCCGUGGUGCGAAACACUAUCAGCUUCUCUGAAUGCUUAAAAGUACGAUCGCCUAUAUUCUAUGUAAAUAACAUACUUGUCAAAAAAAAAAUUAUGAUAAACUCUUUUGAACUAAAAGAAUAGUUUUCCAUGUCUUUCAAAUACUCUCUUAUAUUUUAAUGCUCUUAUUGUCAAAGAUACAAUAAUACCAACAUGUUUUUUUUUUUCUCUCUUUUGACACGACGAUAUCUACU
Rhizopus microsporus ATCC 52813 is the source of this 3534-nucleotide messenger RNA. RefSeq lists its product as uncharacterized. Gene Ontology annotation, molecular function: gamma-tubulin binding; microtubule minus-end binding. Gene Ontology annotation, biological process: mitotic cell cycle; microtubule nucleation; spindle assembly. The transcript is spliced from 11 exons. The record is from RefSeq and is a predicted model, not a curated record. Gene Ontology annotation, cellular component: equatorial microtubule organizing center; gamma-tubulin complex; spindle pole. Bases 501 to 3341 code for a protein of 946 amino acids. Lineage: Eukaryota; Fungi; Mucoromycota; Mucoromycetes; Mucorales; Rhizopodaceae.